UGCAACCCUGCGCUAGGGCCGGGGACCCUUGGCCAGCUCCAGCCCCAGCCGGAGCCACAGCCUUGUCCAGCGGUGGGAUGCUGGCCAAGCCCACCUGCUCUGGUCAGCUAGGCUCCGGAGGGUGGGAGGGUCGCUGCUGAACUCCAGCCGCUGGGCCUUGCAACUGAAGAUUUCCUAGCGGUCCCUUGCGACUCAGGCCUUGACUUAGAGAUGUCUUCCUGAGCAUCUCGGAGCAAGACAGGAGAGACCAGCCCAAACCAGGCCAGGCAUGGCUGAGGAGAGUCUCAUCUCAUCUGAGAGAUGGCUUCAACUGCAUGGCCUGAAGAGCAAGAAGCUGACCUUGAAGCAGAUCCUAUCGCAGAUCGGAUUCCCACAGUGCGAAGAUUAUGUAACUUCCUUGAGGAGACUCGUGGCUUCUCGGUACGCAGAUGGCCUGUUCCCACAGCUCUACACAGCAGAAGAUGGCAGGCUAUACAAUCUGACAGCCAAGUCGGAGCUGAUCUACCAGUUUGUGGAUUGUUUAACGCGAGCCGUGGAGAGCUAUAAGCAGCGCAUGGGCUGGCUCACCAGCAGGAGCCGGCAGAUCUUUGGUGUCAUCUUGGGACAGAGCAUCACCAUAGUACUGGAUCUCAGUGACAUUCUGACAGAGGAGCUUAAUCUGUGCCAGGAUGCUCUGACCAUGGUCCUCCAGGAGCAGGUGGCCCUCAUCACCAAGUUCAACAUCAUAUGGGUUUCCGAAGAGCCAGUGAAAUGGCAGGAGUGUGCCACCAUAGUGACUGAGCACUCCAUAGCUGCUGCCGUCAGUUGGGUUGAGAAAAUGAUGUUUAGGCCAAUGGCUGUGGGAGAGGUUAGCUGCCUGGAUGCCCUGCUGGAGGCUGGGAAAGACGGAACUAUUGAAGCCAUUUACUACUUUGUGGUGGGGAAAGUUCCCGAGGAGUCCCAGGAGCUUCUUCUCCAGAGGGCUUUGGAGAUCCCAUAUCCAGUCUGCACAGUGUCCUUCAAUGCCAGAGGAGAAAAGACCGUAGCUUUCCUGAAAGAGCUGAGUGCCAAGACUCACAGCAGAUCCCACGUCUUUGCUGAGAGAACAGACUGUCUAGAGUUCUCUGCAUUUUCCACAGAGGAGGUUGACAGCUCAAUGACGUGGAAUUCAAGGAAACUGAAAGGGAGAGUCCCGCCAGGGGCUGGUGUCAGAGAGGAUGUGUUUCUCAUUUGGAGAGAAAUGGAAGAAGCCUGCAGCACGCUGGCUCAGAUCCAGAGGCUGGUGGACAAGUCUACGCCUCAGGCAAAUUGCAGUAGGGCCAGGUGCCGAGCAAUGCCUGCUGAGAGUGAGGACAAUGUAGAAGACACCUGGAACUCUCAGGAGUGGCUCCAGAAAUACGGCUUGCAGGCUCAGAAGCUGACCUUCUAUGACGUCCUGGCUGACUGCUCCUUCCGCCACGCCGAUGGUCUUGUCGAUAUAAAAGCCAAACCAGAAAAUGAAUCUGUACAGACUAGUGCGGACACCAAUAAAAAGACAAUCCAUGCCAAAUACUGCAGCAAAUUCAUCCAUGUCCCCUGGAAGGAUGGGAGUUUAGUCCACGUCAACAUUACCAAGGAGAAAUGCAGGUGGUACAGUGAGAGAAUUCACACAGCCCUGGCCAGGAUCCAAAGGAGGAUUAAGUGGCUACAGGAUGGGAGUAAAGUCCUCUUCGGGAAAGUGCGUGGCGACUGCGUCUAUGUCCUCAUCGACACAUCUCACUCGAUGAAGAGCAAACUGGACCUGGUGAAGGACAAGAUCAUUCGGUUCAUCCAGGAACAGCUGAGAUACAAGAGCAAAUUCAAUUUUGUGACGUUUGAUGGUCAGGCAAUUGCUUGGCGGGAAAAACUUGCUGAAAUCAAUGAAGAUAAUUUGGAGAAAGCUCAGUCGUGGGUUAGAGACAUUAAGGUUGGAAGUUCCACAAAUACCCUGAAUGCCCUGAAGAUUGCGUUCGCUGAUAAAGAAACAGAAGCAAUCUACCUUUUGACAGAUGGGAGGCCUGACCAGCCGCCAGAAAUGGUGAUGGACCAUGUCAAGCUCUUUCAGAAUAUUCCUAUCUGUGCCGUCUCCUUCAAUUACAAUGAUGAAGCUGCGAAUGUGUUUUUGAAGGAGCUUGCCGCUUUGACCGGAGGGGAGUUCCGCGCAUAUGACUUUGGUUGCAAGGAUCCCAUCCUGCAGGAUAUUCAGGACGAAGAUCUGACCCUCUUACUUCAGGAGAUGCAGCGGGGCUACAGCGACCUGGAGAAGAUGCAGGGCCUCUACUCCGAGUCCUUAGCCUUGGACUGGUGGUACAACGGGGGAAAGGAGUGGGACAGCAAACAUCAAAAGGAAAUCUCCUCGAUGGUCUCAACUCCAGAGUGGUACGGAAGCUCUCAGCCUGAUGAUGCUGACUCAAUGGCCUCUUCACCCCCGUGGAAGCUUUUGGAUGAAAAGACACAGAGAAAGAAACCCCUCCAUGCAGAAUCGACCAAAACAAGCCUGCUCAGAAGCCACCUGUCCGCCUUCAGGACCUGCAGUACCAGGAAGCAGAGCUCCAACCCCAGUGGCUGUUUUCCUGCUCUGAGUGACAGAGAAAUGAACAUCCUGCUGAUUAACAAGUACCUAGCUGACAAGAUGUCAGAAAGGCUCACUGGGAGCAGAAGCCAAGCCAGCGACCACAGCUCUUUGGACAAAUCCUCCGAGAAGUGGCUGCAAAGCCACAGCUUGGUGGCCAAGAAACUCACCAUCAUGGACGCCUUGGCUGGAACCACAGUGCCGCACAGCUCCACCUAUGUUCCCAUCCUGAACAAGCAUGUUGUCUCCAAGGUCUUUGAUGAGGUAUUUCCUCUAGCACACGUGUGCAAUGACACCAAUAAGAUAUUGGUCAACCCCCAGGGAAUCAACCUCAAUAUCUACAAGCAAAAUGUGGAAAUGGCCAUUAAGUCCUAUGAAAAACGUUUAAAUAAAAUUGUCUGGCAAGCUCUGUCUCAAGAGGAAAAAGAGAAGUUGGAUGCAAUCAAGCCCAUACAGUACUUGGAAAACAAAGCAGUUUUAAACAAAGCCCUGGAACGGCUCAAUUGGCCCAUUUCGUUGAAAGAGCUAUCGCUGCUGGAAAAUGAAAUCUUGGUUGGGAAAAUGUACAUCCAGCAAGCCAUGGAACUGCAGGAGGCUGCCAGGAAGAACAGCACCAGCAAGGCGCUGGAGGAGCAACAGAAAUUACAAGCAUAUCCAACAAAGCAAAUGAAAUCAAGAAAAAUAGAUUACCUGAAGGGCCAGAAGGUCAUUGCCAGAUGUGAGGAGAACGGCUUCUAUUUCCCAGGGGUUGUGAAGAAGUGUGUGAGUGCCACUCACGCACUGAUAGACUUCAGGUACGGAGACACCAAGGUCGUGCCCAUCUCCUUCGUCACACCUGUUGGGGGCGCCCUGCCCUGCCCACGACUUCAGGUUGGGGACUAUGUGUUUGCCAAAAUCAUGACAAACAAAGGAUUUGACUUCUAUGUCCCUGCCAUCGUCAUAGCCCUUCCAAAUCAGGGUGUGCCUUCAGAAAAGUUCUACACAGUUCUGAAGUGUAACAACCGCAAAGAAUUUUGCCCUCGGAGCGCACUCAUUAAGAUCAGCCAGAACAAAUACACUCUCUCUUGCUCUCAGAUAAAGUCAGCCCCAGUUGAACAAAAUCAAGCCUUUGAGAAAGAAGUAGAAACAAGUCAUUCUUCCCCGGUCUGGACGGUGAUUGAAGAAGAUGCUGGGGAUUUGAAACAGCGACAAGAGAGCCUUAAAAAAAAGAAAAAGAAGCCCACCAAGAGGUCGCCUCUCCGGGAGAUGUCCUCAGAAUCCGACGGCUCUUCCCGUGGCACCAGAGAAGGCUCUCAGAUCGUGGCCUAGGACGCCGCCAACCUCGCCUCCGCUGGGACACCAGCACCAGGAGCAGCCCUGUCCUGACAGAUUCCAGCCACCCACAGCACAAGGGCCUGAGGACCAGGCGCUGAGGACCCCUAAGGCACCCCCGUGGCAGCUAAUUCUAAGCAAGCCACCAUCCUUCAGGGCCGCUUAGAUCCUAGCCUCUGGACGCUGUGGAGCAAGCCUCUCUGCUGAGUCUGUUGUAGGUACCUCUGAGUGCAGAGCCUGAAUAAACCCUUACACUGCAA
Acomys russatus (golden spiny mouse) is the source of this 4140-nucleotide messenger RNA. RefSeq names its product von Willebrand factor A domain containing 3B (gene Vwa3b). Lineage: Eukaryota; Metazoa; Chordata; Mammalia; Rodentia; Muridae. The record is from RefSeq and is a predicted model, not a curated record. The transcript is spliced from 31 exons.